AUGAAAAAGGCCAGGCCCUGUUGUGUUCCGUUGUGCAAAGGGGAAAAGUUCCCGCUGGUCCACAAGUUUCCGGCGGACAACGAUCGCGCGGAACAGUGGAGAAAGGUGCUGAAUUUGUCCGAAUUUAUCGCCGUACCGAUCGCUAUCAUAAGGAAACGAUACUUUGUGUGCUCGCGCCACUUUCGCGAUUCGGACUACAAAAACAAGGCCUCCCGGAGCAUCAACAUGACGGCAAUUCCAUCGUUAAACCUACACGCCCUGACCGAUGCGGAAGGUUUGACGCGCAUUAUACCGCCGGCGGUGCGACCGCCCGAUGCUCCGCCAGUCCGAGCCACGGAGUUAACCCUGGCACCGCGGCCCCUCCUCGAUGAGCCGCUGUCGAAGCCGGGUGACGAGCUCAUUCAAAUUCCGCUGUCCGCGGAUCCGUUGGCCGAUAAGGCGGACUCUACCAAAUACCAGCUGAUCGAUUUCAUCGAAGAAACGUUCGCCAGCAAAUCUCCACCGAGGAUGCCCUCGGUGGACACAACGCCCUCCAGGGUCGUCAGCAAGCCGAGGGGAACCAGCCUGCUGGUUCCGCGUUCGCCCAGCGUCCAAACGAUCGAGCUGCCGGCGUCUAGCGUACGGAGAGUAUUGGCCCAGAAACACCGUGAACCGGUGGAUGCCUCGCAUGCCGCGGAGAAAAUUCGCAAACUCUCGACGACGGUGGUGCCCACCAGGGAACCGAUCGUGCUGCAAAGGGUCAAAUCAUUGCCGCCGAUGGCGAUCCGAAAGUGUUCCACCAGCACGGCGAUGACGCAAACUGAAUCGGAGGACGAUCGCCUAGCGGCUGAUAAGCGAAUCGAUCAGGAUGAACCGCAGGACGGCGAGCCGGCGGGCGGCGGUGGGACGACCAAAGUGUUGGCGCUUCUCGAAUGCACUUCGGAGAACCUCCAGCGAUUGCAGCGUAAGCUGCAGGAACAAGGCGGUGUCUUCUCGCUUGACGAGCGAUUGUUGCGACUGGACGACGAACCGGACAAGGCCGGAGAUGAUAAUGACAUGAGCUUGACUAAGGCGGACGACUCGAGCAAGUUUCUGACGAUCCGGAACUCGGACACGCAGGAAACGGUGCGUGUUAGCUACGUAUGGUUGCGCGAUCACUGCCGGUGCGCGGAGUGCUACAAUGGCACCACCUUUCAGCGAUCGUACUCCAUUCUCGAUCUGCCGGUGGACAUUGAGCCUCUUAGUAGCGACAUCAACGAUAACCAGGUCGAUGUUACAUGGUCCGAUGGCCAUCACUCGUCGUACGAUUUGACGGAAGUGUUCGACAAUCAACUCGAGGUCUACCGCAGGCAGCUUAACGAGCGACGGUCACAGCUGGUGCUGUGGGAUCGAGACCUGAUCGAGAAUCGAUGCUCGCCGGGCACCGGGUAUGCUCGCGUUGCCCUGAACGAUCUGCUCUGCGAAGACGGGGUCAUGCACCAGAUCGUGCGCAGCUUGGUGGUGUACGGGUUUGCCUUCAUCACGAGGGUGCCACCGAAUCAGCAGAGCACGGAGAUGGCUAUCAAGCGGCUUUUCCCGGUGCAGAAAACGCUCUUCGGUGAAAUGUGGACCUUCAGCGAAAGCAAAAUGGACCACAGUGAUACGGCUUACACGAACGAGUUCCUGGGACCGCACACGGACAACACGUACUUCAACGAUGCGGCCGGCCUGCAGGUGCUGCACUGCAUCCAGUUCAACGGCACAGGAGCGGAAACGAUUCUAGUUGAUGGUUUUCGGGCCACCGAAAAACUAAGGGAAGCGGACGAGCCGGCAUUCGAGCGCCUGUGCGAGUAUCCGCUCGAGGCGGAGUACAUCGAGGAGGAAAAACACCAUCGCUACUUGGCGCCCGUCAUCAAGCGGCACUGCUUGACCCGUGCGGUCGAACAGAUACGCUUCAAUCCGUCCGAUCGGGCUCCGCUGAAAACGUUGCCGGCGGACAUGAUUCCGCAGUUCUACCAGGACUACCAGCGGCUUGCUCAGGUGCUGUACAGCAAGGAGAUGCAGUGGCAGUUCCAGCUUACGCCCGGGACCGUGCUGAUCUUUGACAACUGGCGCGUGCUUCACGGCCGGAUGGCGUACACAGGGAAGCGUGUGAUGACGGGUUGCUAUGUGGCACGUACCGAGUAUCAGAGCGUCGCUCGCACGAUGGGUCUUAUCGCUUGAUCGAGUCCCCCCGGCCAGGAGAGAAAGAAACGCACAUCGGAGUACAAAUGGGCUGACACGAUGGGGGACAUUGAUACAAAACGUAGCACUUUUUUAUUUCCCCACACAGGCACGACAUUUUUACAAUAAAGCUGCACACC
Molecule: messenger RNA, 2321 nt
Organism: Anopheles bellator
Lineage: Eukaryota; Metazoa; Arthropoda; Insecta; Diptera; Culicidae
Gene: Tmlh
Exons: 3
Coding region: 1-2181 (726 amino acids)
Biological process (GO): carnitine biosynthetic process
Cellular component (GO): mitochondrion
Molecular function (GO): trimethyllysine dioxygenase activity; iron ion binding
Source: RefSeq, a predicted model, not a curated record